Molecule: messenger RNA, 1188 nt
Organism: Anthostomella pinea
Lineage: Eukaryota; Fungi; Ascomycota; Sordariomycetes; Xylariales; Xylariaceae
Source: the annotation of a GenBank genome assembly
AUGUCUUCUCGACUUCGCGGUCGGGACAUCCUCCACGGGCAGGAUGACGAUGCGCAGUCUUCGCAAGCGCAGCCUGGUGCUGCUUUGAGUCCGGCUCAACAGAAUCUAACGCGCGUAUUUGAACAGAACCGACAUAAGCAGCAGAAGCAGAAUGGCGCGAAAGCGCCCGAGCAAGCUCCCGAGGCAUCGACAAAAGGAAAACCUAGAUUGCUUCUUAUGGGCCAGAGAAGGAGCGGCAAAUCGUCCAUUUCGAGUGUGGUCUUCCAUAAGUUACCACCUAGCGAGACACUGUUUCUCGAAUCAACAGCACGCAUCCAAAAGGACUCUAUGCCCUCGUUCAUGGAUUUCCAAGUAUGGGAUUUCCCUGGUCAGAUCGACAUAUUCGAAAACCCGACGUUUGACAUUGACGCUAUGUUCGGAGAGAUCGGGGCUUUGAUCUGGGUCAUUGAUGCCCAGGACGAUUACAUGGAAGCUGUGGCCCGUCUGAACGUGACCAUAUUAAACCUUCAGCGGUCAUAUCCAAACAUUAAGAUCGAGGUGUUCAUACACAAGGUGGACGGCCUUUCGGACGACUACAAACUGGACAUUCAGCGAGAUAUCACCAUACGUAUUCAAGACGAGCUCUCGGAUCAUGGGUUUGAGAAUGCUCCGGUCACGUUUCACCUGACCAGCAUAUAUAACCACAGUAUCUUCGAGGCCUUCAGUAAGGUGAUCCAGAAACUGAUACCCCGGCUGGGCAUACUCGAGGCUAUGCUGACCAACCUCUGCCGUACCUGUCGUUUCGAAAAGGCUUACCUAUUCGACGUGUUGUCCAAGAUAUACAUCGCUACAGAUAGUGCGCCGGCGGACAUGGCCAGCUACGAAAUCUGCUCCGACUACAUCGACGUCAUCAUUGACGUCACGGAGGUGUAUGGGGGCUGGCAACGAUCGCCAAGGUACCGCGAGAAUCUCGAAGGGCCCCCGUGGAACCAGAAGCUGGAGGACCAGGUGGCGACAAAUUGGGCAGAGAGCUGUAUGGUGCUCAGUGACGGGAACAAGCCGAUCAUGCUGCGCGAGGUGGACAAGUAUCUAGCAUUGGUCGCGAUCAUGAAGGAGGACAGCUACGACAAGAUGCCGCUUGUCAACAUGAACGUCGAAGUCGUGGUCCAGGGGUUGAAGGACUUCUUCGAGAUUACGAAGUCGAAGUAG